Messenger RNA from Chinchilla lanigera (long-tailed chinchilla), 638 nucleotides. It is a transcript of the gene Gml, whose product is annotated as glycosylphosphatidylinositol anchored molecule like. NCBI's taxonomy places the organism in Eukaryota, Metazoa, Chordata, Mammalia, Rodentia, Chinchillidae. The record is from RefSeq and is a predicted model, not a curated record.
GCUGUUCCUGUAGGAAUGAUGCUUCCCUUUGCCUUACUCCUUGUCAUAAUGCUUUCAGGGGUGGGAACCAAUGUCACCAAGGCUCCUUCGAAAUGGACCUUUAGUGUGGAAUGCUAUGAGUGUGAACUCAUAAACACCUUCCGUUGUUCAAAAAUCAAAACAUGUGAAUAUGACAUUAGACGGUGUAUGACAGUCUCCAUUCGUGUGAGCCCUCGUGAACUACUCGUUUUCAAGAAUUGUACUUGGAAUUGCACAUUUGUAUACGCAGCCUUGCAGCCAGCUGAAACCCCAAGACAAGCCCUGAAAACUAAUAGUUUCUACUUUACUCAUUGUUGCAGUGGCAUGCGUUGCAAUCUAGGAGGACCUACUAAUGUAGAGAGGGACAUAUCUGAGGAUACUCCAAUUGAGUAUGAACUAGAUGGGAGUGUACGUUUGAUGGCAUCAGCAUUUUUCCUGAUUUCUACCUUCAUUAUAACCAGCAAUACACUGACUAGGGCACCUCUCCUUGGAGGAGUCUGUUAGCCUUCCCUUUCCUCAGAUCAGUUUUAUGCUCUGUUGUCCCCUUGAGACAUUGCCAGUAUCCCAGCUGACCAUUUAUGGACCAUUGUAAGUGCAGAAUAAAGUCAUUAUUGAAAACA